Molecule: messenger RNA, 543 nt
Organism: Cynara cardunculus var. scolymus (artichoke)
Lineage: Eukaryota; Viridiplantae; Streptophyta; Magnoliopsida; Asterales; Asteraceae
Product: mavicyanin-like
Exons: 2
Coding region: 1-543 (180 amino acids)
Cellular component (GO): plasma membrane
Molecular function (GO): electron transfer activity
Source: RefSeq, a predicted model, not a curated record
AUGUCGAGACCGAUCUUUCAUCUCAUGUUCAUGCUGAUGAUCGAAGGUGUUUGGAUGACAAUGGUGAUAUGUGAAGUGUAUAACAUCGGUGACUCUGAUGGUUGGACGACUCUCGUUGAUUCUAAUUAUUCCACUUGGGCAUCUCUGAAAGAGUUUCGUGUUGGUGAUAUUCUUUUGUUCAAUUACAACCCAACCAACCACAACGUGAUGCAAGUGAAUCAUGUCAGUUUCGAGUCAUGCAACAUCACAAUGUCAAUGAAAACCUACGAAUCUGGCAACGAUUCCUUCACAAUCACGGCACCGGGCCAUUACUACUUCAUUUGCAGCUUUCCCGGCCACUGCGACGCUGGACAAAAAGUCGAUAUCAGGGUUCUCAAGAAGCAUCCUCUGGCUAUCUCUCCACACACAAACUUCAGCACAUUGACCUCACCAAAGGCAAUUGCAAUGGCACCAGCGCCGGUUGCAAAUGUUGCAACCGACUCUAGAUGUUUGCUUGGAACCACUGUUGUUACGUUAGUAAGUUGUGCUAUGUUGGUUGCUUAG